AAGCGAGACUGAAGCGCGGGGUUUCUCGGGAGUCGUAGUUAAUUUCCUUAUCUGUUUCCCCGAGAGGGUAGCAGAAAAAUUGGGAGAAUGACACCUCUCCAAGCCCCCAGACCUCCUCGACUUGGAUUUCGGAGGGUAUAGACCUCCGAGGGGACACGGGAUCCCUUCCUUUCCGAGGGCCCAGGGUACACCUUGACUCAACAGUUGUUUACACUAGAGGAGGCUCAGAAGGAACAGUUUGGGGCUGAUGCCCAAGACUCCUGAGUCCCAGAGGGUGGAGGGCACUGGCGGUCUAAAUUCCUGGUCCUUUAGACAGGAGAGGCCUGGGGGUUCAGAUGCCUAGAAUUUGGAGGGAGCAAAGCUUGGGGAGGGGGGCUGCAUUACAGGGGAGAGAGGAGAUGAGAGUCUUGAUCUGUUAGGUCCUGAGUUAGAAGGGGGUUGGGGACUCUGAGUCUUAGGUCCUCCAGAGACAGGGCUGGGGGGUCUGGAUUCCUCAGAGGAGAGAGCUGCGGGGCGGGACUCAGGUCUCUCUGUUUAUUGAGGAUGGAGCUGGGAUCCCAGGGUCUCAGGGGCUGGUCUGGGGCAGAGAUGCCUAGGUCUGUGGUCUGGUGAAGGUGGGGGUCGCAGACACCUGGAUGGGACAGGGUCACUUGGGUUCCUGGGGUCUCUUACCUGCUCGGUGGGAUCCAAGAUAACAGCAGGUGAGCGGAGCUGGAUGCGGAGAUUGGUGAAUGCUGCAGAAUGGCUCUGGGUGGGGUGGCAGGAGGUUGGGUCCCAAGGGUGCAGGUGACGCACCUGACCCCCUCCCUGGGGAUCCUGGAAGCCUAGCGACAGACUUGGGCUCUUAAAGGGACAGAGGUAAAGGACAUUGUCCCUGGAGUGGGGAAUGGAGUCAGGGACUGGAUCGCCUGGUGGAGGGAUGUGGCCCAGCCAAGCUAUCUUCCUUUUGAAACCACGGCUCUGGGCCCUCCGCCCUCUCCUAUCCCCAAACCCAAGAGUCCAGGUCCCUCGUACCCUCCUACUUCAAGAUCCAGGAGUCAGAGCCCCUAGCUCCUUCCUCUCAGAUCCAGAAGUCCAGAUCCUCAGACUGUUCCUACCCCAGAACCCAGGAGUCUGGUCCCUGUCCCUUCCACUCCAAGACCCAGGAGCCCAGAGCCUGUUCCCCUCCUCUCUGGUGAACUAGGAAGUCUAGGUUCCCAUAUCUUGCCAAUCCGACACCCAGACUACCCCUUGGGACUUCCCAACCCUUGCCUACCUCCCCGCUGUGUGUGGGGUUGGGCUUUAUCUUCACAACUCCCCCAAUUUCACCCCCCACCCAGGAAGGCUUAGACACACCCACAGGGCAGCUGGGGGGGUCUUCACAGUCAAAGACUUUUCGAUUUUGCCUUUUGCUUUACCUGCCUUCACACCCCCCACUGCUGUAUCCCGUUGCCUUCUCUUCUUUUCCCCCUCCCAUCUCUCACUCUCUCUUUCUGGAUUUGUCUCUGGGCAUCUCUGUCCAGGUUGGCUGUCUCUGUCUCCUUCUGUCUUUCUCAGAGCCUUUCCUCUCAUCCCUCCAUCUCUAGCUGGCUCUCUUUGUCAGUUUCCUUCUUCCUUCCUUUUCCCUUCUUUCUUCCUCUCUUUCCUUUUCUAUGUUACUCUCUUUGUCCUUCCCUCUCGAGGUCACUUUAUCUCCUUGUGUCUCUGGUUCUCCUCAUCAGUUCCCCCUCUGUUGCUUUCCCUGUCUCUCUUUCUCUUUGUCUCUGGCUUCUGCACUGAUGGUCCCUCCGCUGGUCUCUAUUUUUAUCCUUCUGACACACCCCCCGUGUCCACUUCUCUGUCUGUCUGUCUCUCGGCCUCCCCCUUCUCCUCAGGUCCCAGCUCCUGGUUCCAAUUAGUUGGUGGCCGCCAAAGCAGCGGCGGGGCCCCCGCCCCCGGCUCCUCAUUACCGCUGGCGGCUCCUAAUGAGCCUGGGGGGAGCUGACCCCGCGCUCUGGGCCCCCUGGUCUGCGUCACUGCCCGCUGCGGGGGCCGUGGAGGCGAUAUAAGGGGGCUGCCAGGCUCGCUGCCCGAGCCCACUGCGCGGUAGGGGGCUCUGCCAGCGGGCUGCCGGGGGUGGGUGGAUGGUGGGGUCGGGGUUCUGGGCCAGGACGCAGGCCUUACUGAGCUCUUCCCUGUCUCCCCACAGGUGAUGGAGACCCGCCAGGUGCCCAGGAGCUUCCGGGUGCGGCUGCUGCUGCUCCUCCUGCUGCUCGUGCCCUGGGGCAUCCGCACUGCCUCAGGAGUCGCCCUGCCCCCCGCGGGGGUCUUCAGCCUCCGCACCCCGGGCCGGGCCUGGGUGGGUCCGGCCACCCCGCUGGAGCUGCGGUCGAUGCGGCGGAGCCUCGCGCUGGCGGACGACGCGGCGUUCCGGGAGCGCGCGCGGCUGCUGGCCGCCCUCGAGCGCCGCCACUGGCUGAACUGGUACAUGCACAAGCUGCUGGUGCUGGACGCGCCCUGAGGCCCCGCCUGGCCGCCUUAAUAAAGACCCCGUGU
Molecule: messenger RNA, 2514 nt
Organism: Equus caballus (horse)
Lineage: Eukaryota; Metazoa; Chordata; Mammalia; Perissodactyla; Equidae
Gene: PTH2
Product: parathyroid hormone 2
Biological process (GO): neuropeptide signaling pathway
Cellular component (GO): extracellular region
Source: RefSeq, a predicted model, not a curated record